Messenger RNA from Vavraia culicis subsp. floridensis, 478 nucleotides. RefSeq lists its product as uncharacterized. NCBI's taxonomy places the organism in Eukaryota, Fungi, Microsporidia, Pleistophoridae. The record is from RefSeq and is a predicted model, not a curated record. Bases 72 to 449 code for a protein of 125 amino acids. The transcript has a single exon.
ACGGUCCACACGCAUCGUUCUUAUUCGUUCGCGCGAAACUAAAACAAAAAAAUUUGCUACGCCCCUCCAGAAUGGUGACACAAGGAAAAUGCGUGUUCUCAGGCCGAGACGUUCUAAAGGCAAAAGGCACAUACAAAGUACAGCAUGAUGGUCGUGCACAGCUCACCGGCACAGGAAAAGCGCGCUCGUACCUUACGCGUAACGUAAAGCCGCAGAAGGUGCUGUGGACUCUCGGUGCACGGUUCUUCCACAAGAAAGGCGGUGCUGUGCAUAAGAAGGAAAGAGAGAGGAUUGUACCGCCCAAGAUUGUGCGUGGUUUCCCGUGUUUGCCUAAGAAGGCGGUUGAGGAGGUAAAGAAAGGUGUGGUGGGCAAGAAAGAAAAAGUUGAGAGCGUGUUCCAAAAGCGAGGCAAGGUCACCAAGAAUAUGAAUGUCGGGGUGAAGAGAUGAACGGAGGAUCAUUAAAAAUAUUUAGCCGA